AUGAAUUAUAGUACACUAGCAGUCAUGGGUAAUUUCUCUGUCAUCAUGGAAUUCUUCCUCAUGGAAUAUUCCAGCAACAGGGAGCUACAAGUCUUACAUGCUGUGCUAUUCCUGCUGAUUUAUAUAGCAGCUUUGAUGGGUAAUUUUCUCACUAUCACUGCCAUUGUCACUGACCCACACCUUCACUCUCCAAUGUAUUUUUUUCUGAGUAACUUAUCCUUGUUGGAUAUCAGCUACAUCUCGGUCACUCUUCCCAAAUUCAUUGUGAAUUCUCUGACACAUAGUCAAACCAUUUCUUUGCUUGGCUGUGCUCUUCAGAUAUUUUUCUUUAGCUUCCUUGCAUCAACAGAGGUUGCUUUGCUUGUAGCCAUGUCCUAUGAUCGCUUUGUUGCAAUAUGUCAGCCUCUACACUAUGGGGUGAUCAUGACACCAGCCCGAUGCAUUUGGGUGGCAACCAGUUCAUGGCUCAGUGGGUUUUUCUAUUCAGCUAUACAUACAGGGAACAUGUUCCGCUUACCUUUCUCAGGAUCCAAUGUGAUCCAUCAGUUUUUUUGUGAUAUCCCUCAUGUCUUGAAGGUUUCAUGCUCUGAGGUUCGUAAUACUGAGUAUGUUCUCCUUGCUACUAGUUCAACUAUAGUAUUAUUCUGCUUUGGUUUUUUAAUUAUAUCCUAUACUUACAUCUUCUCUACUGUACUUAAAAUGCCCUCUGUGGAAGGACGCUACAAAGCUUUGUCUACCUGUUCCCCUCAGUUGAUUAUCUUCUUCUUCUUUGUCCUUUCUGGCAUGGUCACAGUUCUAGGUCCCCUCUCAGAUACAUCCCCAAUCCAGAAUCUUCUGAUUUCUAUGACUUAUACAAUAUUGCCUCCAUUCAUGAACCCCAUAAUCUAUAGUCUGAGAAACACAAAAAUCAAGACUGCACUGUGCAGGAUUAUUAAAAUAGUGUUUGUCCCCAGAAGGAAGUGUCAUGUUUUGAGAAUUUUAAAAUGUAAGAUAAUCCAUGAUUAG
This is a messenger RNA of Monodelphis domestica (gray short-tailed opossum), 1005 nucleotides long. RefSeq names its product olfactory receptor 14I1-like. The record is from RefSeq and is a predicted model, not a curated record. Gene Ontology annotation, molecular function: olfactory receptor activity; G protein-coupled receptor activity. NCBI's taxonomy places the organism in Eukaryota, Metazoa, Chordata, Mammalia, Didelphimorphia, Didelphidae. Gene Ontology annotation, biological process: G protein-coupled receptor signaling pathway. Gene Ontology annotation, cellular component: membrane.